Messenger RNA from Suricata suricatta (meerkat), 2979 nucleotides. It is a transcript of the gene ITIH4, whose product is annotated as inter-alpha-trypsin inhibitor heavy chain 4. Bases 24 to 2822 code for a protein of 932 amino acids. Gene Ontology annotation, biological process: hyaluronan metabolic process. The record is from RefSeq and is a predicted model, not a curated record. Lineage: Eukaryota; Metazoa; Chordata; Mammalia; Carnivora; Herpestidae. Gene Ontology annotation, molecular function: serine-type endopeptidase inhibitor activity. The transcript has 23 exons.
ACCUGCCAGGCACUGGAGCCAAAAUGAAGACUUCAGCUCCUGGCUGCGCCUGUGGCCUCGUGCCGGUUCUGCUCUCGCUGCUAGCUGUCCUUCAUAUCACCACCACCCAAAAGAAUGACAUUGACAUCUACAGCCUCACCGUGGACUCCAAGGUCUCAUCCAGAUUUGCCCACACGGUCGUCACCAGCAGGGUGGUCAAUAGGGCCGAUGUUACACAGGAGGCCACCUUCCAGGUGGAGCUGCCCAAGAGAGCCUUCAUCACCAACUUCUCCAUGAUCAUCGAUGGUGUGACCUACCCAGGGAACAUCAAGGAGAAGGCUUCAGCCCAGGAGGAGUACAGUGCGGCCGUGGCCAGGGGAGAGAGUGCAGGCCUUGUCAAGGCCACCGGAAGGAAGAUGGAGCAGUUCCAGGUGUCGGUCAAUGUGGCUCCCUCUGCCAAAGUCACCUUCGAGCUGGUGUAUGAAGAGCUGCUCAAACGGCACCUGGGAGCGUAUGAACUGCUGCUGAAAGUCCAGCCCCAGCAGCUGGUCAAGCACCUGCAGAUGGACAUUCACAUCUUUGAGCCUCAGGGCAUCAGCCUUCUGGAGACAGAGAGCACCUUCAUGACCAACGAACUGGCACACGCCCUCACCAUCUCACAGAACGAGACCAAGGCUCACAUCAGAUUCAAGCCCACACUCUCCCAGCAAAAGUCACCAGGGGGGGAGGACACAGUUGUGAAUGGCAACUUCAUCAUCCACUACGAUGUGAACCGGACCCUCUCCGGGGGCUCCAUUCAGAUUGAGAAUGGCUACUUUGUGCACUACUUUGCCCCCGAGGGCCUACCUACAAUACCCAAGAAUGUGAUCUUUGUCAUUGACAAGAGCGGCUCCAUGUCCGGCAAGAAGAUCCAGCAGACCCGGGAAGCUUUAAUCAAGAUCCUGGAUGACCUCAGCCCCAGAGACCAGUUCAACCUUAUCAGCUUCAGCAGAGAAGCAACCCAGUGGAAGCCAUCGCUGGUGCCAGCCUCAGCCGAGAACGUGAACCAGGCCAGGAGCUACGUGUCCCACCUCCAGGCGCAAGGCGGGACAAACAUCAACGGUGCCAUGAUGACGGCCGUGCAGCUGCUGACUAACGCCAACCGGCAGGAGCUGCUCCCGGCGGGGAGCGUCUCUCUCAUCAUCCUGCUCACUGAUGGCGACCCCACUGUGGGAGAGACCAACCCUGCAAAGAUCCAGAAGAAUGUGCAGGAAGCCAUAGCUGACCAGUACAGCCUCUUCUGCCUGGGCUUCGGCUUCGAUGUCAGCUAUGCCUUCCUGGAGAAGCUGGCACUGGACAACGGCGGCCUGGCUCGGCGCAUCUAUGAGGACUCGGACUCUGCCCUGCAACUCGAGGUGCCCAAGUGUCCCCGUCGAUGCAUGGGGGCUGCCCCAGUUCCAAGCAGGUUUUGUGUGGGAGCACUUGGAAGCCCCAGGCCCUCAAGGCUCCUGUCCCGACCAGACCCCUCUUUCCAGCACAUGCAAAACAUCACCUUCCAAAUGGAGUCCAGUGUGGCGGAGAAGGAGGGAGAGUUCCAGAGCCCCAAGUACAUCUUCCACAGCUUCAUGGAGAGACUCUGGGCGUAUCUGACCAUCCAGCAACUGCUGGAGAAAAUGAUUUCGGCAUCUGAUGCUGAGAAGCAGGCCCUUGAGACCCGAGCUCUGAACUUGUCACUGCAGUACAGUUUUGUCACGCCCCUCACGUCCAUGGUGGUCACCAAACCUGAAGGCAAAGAACAGUCUGAAGUUGCUGAGAAGCCCGUGGAAACAGAAAACAAACACAGGCACUUCCAGUUUGGUCCUCCUUUGGCCAGAUUUCAUACCACGGGAGACAGAAGAUUCAGACUAACAGGGAGCAGCUAUCCAGACUCCGUCCGUCUCGAAGGAAACACCUACAGAGGACCAGCUGGAUCAUACUGGAAGAUAACUGGUAACCCAGGGAGAAUCGGACCACAAGGACCUCUUGAUUCUCCUUCUUCCCGUCUAACCUACCAUGGGUUUAGGGAGUCGCUGCUACCAGACAUGUUGUUAGCCCCCUCCAUUCCUGAUGAAGUGUUUCAUAGUACGGGUUUAAGAACCAAGGCCAGAGCCACUGACACACCUACUACUGUAACGCAGAGGCAUCGGAAGAGGAAACCCUCAGGGAGCUCUAUGGACUCAUCACAACCAGCCAAGACAGACUCACCCCCCGCCCCCAUCCAGGCACCUCCUGUCAUCCUGACACUGCCCGGACAGAGUGUGAACCGCCUCUGUGUGGACAUCAAGCACUCUCAGGGGCCAAUGACCCUGCUCUCAGACCCUGACCAAGGGAUUGAGGUGAGAGGCCAGUAUGAGACGGAGAAGGCCCAGUUCUCGUGGAUCGAGGUGACCUUCAAGAACCCACAGCUGCAGGUCCGCGCCUCCCCUGAGCACGUGGUAGUGACUCGAAACCGAAGAAACUCUGCCUAUAAGUGGAAGGGGACACUGUUCUCAGUGAUACCCGGCCUCAGCAUGACCAUGGACAAGGCAGGACUCCUGCUGCUCAGCAGCCCAGACAAAGUGACCAUCGGCCUGCUCCCCUGGGACGGCCCUGGGAAGGGACUGCGUCUCCUUCUGCAGGACACGGACCGCUUCUCUAGCCACGUUGGUGGGACCCUUGGCCAGUUCUACCAGGACGUGCUCUGGGGGCCCCCAGCAGCGGCAGAUGAUAGCAGGCGAACACUGAGCGUUCAGGGCCAUGACUACUCUGCCACCAGAUUGCUCAAGCUGGAUUACCAAGAGGGGCUCCCAGGAACAGAGAUUUCCUGCUGGUCCGUGGAGCUGUAGUUAUGUGGGAGGGGUCAUGCUCACCCCCCAGGCCACCCCUCUGUGUGCAGAGAGCUGCCACCCUGUGACCAGAAGACCGCCUGUGGGGCCUGGACUGUGAUGGGGAGGGAUAUUCCUACUCAUUCCAAAUAAAGGUGCUGUGAGCCCAGGAAAUGGA